Molecule: messenger RNA, 989 nt
Organism: Vicia villosa (hairy vetch)
Lineage: Eukaryota; Viridiplantae; Streptophyta; Magnoliopsida; Fabales; Fabaceae
Product: flowering-promoting factor 1-like protein 2
Exons: 1
Coding region: 331-660 (109 amino acids)
Biological process (GO): regulation of flower development; vegetative to reproductive phase transition of meristem
Source: RefSeq, a predicted model, not a curated record
GAUUCCUUGUCCUCCCUCCCUACACUGCACAAUCCAAAAGCAAUGAAUCAUCAAUAUUAAACCAAAAGAAGAUACUCUCUCCAUCAAACCCAACAAGUACUUGUGCAAACCCUACGGUCACCCCACAAACCUAUAGAUUCUAUAUGCCAAAGUGAAACAUACCCCAUAUACAUCACUUUCAACUCUUCCACUUCAAAAAAAGAUAGAGUAUCCUCCCUUUGUUUUAUUUUAGUCUCAUAUCAACUUUUGACACAUAUAUAUACCCUUCACACCCCUCUCAUAGUUCCUCAACCAAAACCAAAAAAAAAAAAAACCUUCAUUCUAAAAAAAAUGUCUGGAGUUUGGGUGUUCAAGAAUGGCGUGUUUCGGUUAGUAGAGAAUCCUCAGGCGGAGGCAUCGGAAGGAAGACAUGGAAAGAGGAAGAUGUUGGUUCACUUGCCGACCGGAGAAGUGGUAAAUUCUUAUGCUUUUCUUGAGAGAAUAUUGGUUGGUUUAGGUUGGGAAAGGUACUACGACGGAGAUCCUGAUUUGUACCAAUUUCAUAAACACUCUUCUAUUGACCUAAUUUCUCUACCUAGAGAUUUCUCCAAGUUCAACUCCAUCAAUAUGUAUGAUAUUGUCAUAAAAACCCCUAAUGUAUUCCAUGUUAGGGACAAGUGAUGAGUUUUCAUGCUACUAUGAAGUUUGUGUGGUUUUAUAUACAUAUAUAAUAUAGCUAGAGUUUUAUGGAAACUCUAGGGAUUAAGCUUGUUGUUUUAUUUUUGGUUUAUGUUCAUAAGAGAGGGGAAUAAUAAGUAAAUUAUAUUUAUAGGAUGAGUGAUGGUGUUGAUGAGUAUGACUAGUAGUGUAUAUUUGCUUGGAGUACUUUUUGUAAGAUAUUGAGUAUUGAUUUCUAAUAAUAACUAUACUUAACACACGAAAAUCACUAGUAAUAAUAUUUUUGCACUUAGAGGUUUUUCAGUGAAUCAAUUUAAUGGACAUUUUGUUAC